AUGGUCUACCCUAAUGCACCAGCACACGGCAAGAGAACCUCUCAUGUAGGAUACAUCUCAGAAUUAUCCCCAGAGAUAAGACUAACUACAACAAGAACCCAAAUCACCCUUACACUCUCACAACCAUUCCCAUUAAAAUUGCAUAAAUUCAUAAGAAUAUUCGGGUCAUCCAGAAAUAAUUCCUUCCUAACAGAUUCCUUCAUGGAAAUAUCCCAGCAAGAAGCCAAUAAUUUCCAUCCCUUCAGGAAGUUAGUCAGGACAUUCUACAGGAGUGAAUUAAAUUUAAAUUUCAACAAAAAAAUAAAUGGAAUUCCAAAUGGACAUGCAGAAACAGGCAAUCUCCUUGGGUAG
Nematocida ausubeli is the source of this 351-nucleotide messenger RNA. RefSeq lists its product as uncharacterized. The record is from RefSeq and is a predicted model, not a curated record. Bases 1 to 351 code for a protein of 116 amino acids. The transcript has a single exon. NCBI's taxonomy places the organism in Eukaryota, Fungi, Microsporidia.